AUGGAGCGUCGUACACUGUACGACAUGUUCGCUGACGCUGUGUCCGACUGCAGAGAGCAGACCGCAGUGACAUUUGAUGAUGGUACCGGGAGAGCCCAGUGUCUGCGCUACAGAGAGCUGCAGACACUGUCCACUGAACUGUCCUGCAUCCUCCGGGAGACGUGUCCCCUCAAUAAAAGUAUAAUUGGCCUGUGCUGUCGUGAAAACUUGCUUUUGCCCGUCUGGAUUCUGGGGAUCAUGCAGACACCUGCUGCUUAUGCCCCUCUGGACCCAGCUGACCCUGGUCUGUUCUCCUACAGAGUCAUGGAGCGCUGUGGUGUCCAGUACUGUGCAAUUCAGACUGAGCUCCUAGAGAAAUUCCAGAAAAGUCUUGGAGAAAUGUUAAUACUGUCAGUUUGUGUAGUGUUGGCCAAGUUCAAGCUCACAGUGGUAAAAGUGAAGUCCCGAGAUGAAGCUGAUACCCACACUGAAAUAAGCAAGUCUCAGACAGUAGAUGAUGCUGUUUAUAAUAAGGAGACUUUUGCCUAUGUGCUACAUACAUCUGGAACAACUGGAAUACCUAAGAUUGUGAAAGUACCUCACAAAUGUAUCCAGCCCAAUAUAAGGGACUUAAAUUCAUUGUUUCAGAUUACAAACAAAGAUGUUAUUUUCCUUGCAUCACCUUUGACUUUUGAUCCAUCUGUGGUGGAGAUCUUCAUGGCAUUAACCUCAGGAGCACAACUUUUAAUUGUUCCAGCAAUUCUUAAGAAGAUACCCCAGAGGUUAUCCCAGCUACUGUUCAAGUCUAACAAGACAACUUUUCUCCAGGCUACGCCCUCUCUAUUAUAUCGGUUUGGUCCAAAGAUCCUGAAACAAGAAGUUUUGUCAGUAAGCUCCUCUUUGCGUAUUCUUCUUCUGGGAGGAGAGCCUUGCCCCACUCCAGAACGUCUGGCAGAUUGGAAACACAAAGACAACAAUACUGAAAUUUAUAACAUCUAUGGCAUCACUGAAGUGUCCUGCUGGGCCUGCUGCCAUAGAAUCACAGACAGAGAACUGCAGUCACGUCAAGCUUCUCCUGUACCUCUCGGAUUUCAAAUGGCAGGCACUGAGGUGGAAGUCCGAGAUGAUCAUGGAGCAGUUAUCGAACAAGGAGAGGGACAAGUAUUUAUAGGUGGCGAGCACAGGGUGUGUCUAAUAGAUGAUGAGGACGCUUUUGUCUCUGGGACGAUGAGAGCCACUGGAGACUGGGUGAGGCUCAAAGACGGACAGAUGCAUUUCCUCGGACGCAGAGACCGAAUGAUCAAACGUCACGGACAGCGCCUCAGUCUGGACGAGGUGCAGCAGCUUAUAUUAACCUUACCAAUGGUGGAGGCCUGUGCUGUGGAGCUCUCUGAAAACCGUCUGAUGGCAUUUAUAGUGACGUCGAAAUCUGAGGAUGUAAAAGCUUCCCACGUCGUUGCGUGUGACGACACAAAGAGAGCGCAGGAGGAUGGGGCUGGAGAAGUGUGUAGAAGCAUCCGGGCUGAAUUAUCACACACACUCGCACACUUCAGUGUCCCCAACACUGUGAUGGUCGUGCCGCAACUACCACUGACUGCUCACGGUAAAGUGGACAUGAAGGCUCUUAUGAAGAUUUAUCAGACACAUAGAAAUGAAAUCGUGGGCAGGUCAGAUGAAAGUUUAUCAAAGGAAACUCUGGAAACAUUGUGGAAGAAUUCCCUUGGCCUUCCUGAAGACGUGCCCAUAAAUGAGGGUUCCAACUUCCUGCUCAGCGGCGGAGACUCUCUCAAAGCAUUAAAAAUGCGAAAAACCGUGUUUAUUGGGUCCCACUCACACCGGAUGCAGGCCCUGGACUUAGACUCGGGAAAUGUCAUUUGGGAGCGGGUUCUUGGAGACCGGAUAGAAGCCUCAGCCACUGUGUCUCAAUGUGGAACUCUUGUGAUUGUAGGUUGUUACGACGGUGGUGUGUAUUUUUUGAGCGUGUCGUCUGGAGAAACUGAGUGGGUGUUUAAAACCGGAGACACGGUGAAGUGCUGUCCGGCUGUUGAUGUCGCCACUGGUUUGGUUUUGGUCGGAUCACACGACGGACACGUUUACGCCCUGAGCCCAAAGACUCAUGAUUGUGUGUGGAAGCAUCACUGUGGAGGAGGAGCUGUUUUCUCCUCUCCCUUCGUUCAGCCGUCACUCAGACUUUUGUUUGUGGCGACGUUGGGAGGUCGUCUUCUGUGCCUGAAUUUGGACACUGCAGAGGAGCUGUGGUCCUACUCCAAAGAGGUCCCAUUUUUCUCGUCUCCGUGCAGCUCUGAGACGUGUGUUGUGAUUGGUUCAGCCGAUGGAAAUAUUUGUGCAUUUAGCCUCGAUGGAAAACUGCUCUGGCAGUUCCUGACGCAGGCUCCAGUCUUCUCCUCUCCGUGUGUGAGUGUGGAGAGCGAGGAGUGCGUGGAGCGCGUGGUGUGCGGCUCUCACGAUGGUCACGUCUACUGCCUAAACGCCGCAGACGGAGCUCUAAUCUGGAGCUUUGAGACGUCUGGAAGGGUGUACUCCAGCCCCUGUGUGUUUGAGGCUCCUGGGGUGGGGGCCACGCUGGUGGGCCUGGCCUCCACAGAUGGGACAGUCUGGGUCCUGGAUGCUGGAUCGGGACUGAAGCGGGCCUCCCACACGCUCCCGGGAGAAUUGUUUUCCUCCCUGGUUGUUCACAAGGACUCACUUGUUAUUGGCUGCAGAAAUGAUUAUGUUUAUUGUUUAAAACUAGACGCAUCGUAA
Messenger RNA from Knipowitschia caucasica, 2742 nucleotides. The record is from the annotation of a GenBank genome assembly. Lineage: Eukaryota; Metazoa; Chordata; Actinopteri; Gobiiformes; Gobiidae.